AUGGUAAUUAAGGAUUAAGUCAAAGAGAUGUAAUUAAAGCAAGUAUUCCUAGAUCUAAUGGAAUCUCUAAUCAUCGAAGUUAAUUUCGGAAUAGUUCAAAAGUAAAAAGAUAACUUCGAAGCUAAUCUUAAAAUCAAGAAGAUUACCAAUUUAAGCAGAUUUAACUUUCAACUUAGCAGCAUCAUUAGUAAUAAUAAUAAAUCUAGGAAGCAAAAUAAUCUAUUGUAGCGUAAAGACCUUAGACAGCAACAAAUACCAGGACUAAAUCUAGGCAUCAUCAAAAACUUAGUUCUAGAUCUUAAGAGUAAAAGAUAGUCAUUCCGUUAAAGAAAAAAUAAUUACUGCCCUUCUAGCCUAACCAAGAGAGUUAAGCAAUAAAUAGCUAAAGGUCUAAUGGUCAUUAACAUGUUGAUGUUAACUCUUAGACAUAUUAGCCAUAAAUUCAAAGAUCUUAGUAGCAGAAAUAAUAAUAAGAAGAUCAAAUAGAGGGAAAAUUGCAAAUUCCUUCAGUAAACAACCUCUAGACUAUUGAGUAGAUUUACUCUAAUAAUUUAAGUUCAUCCAAUAUGCAAUCGAUUCAACAUUAAAUACCUAGCUAAAGGAUUCUUCACAUAUCCAAGUAAUCAAAGAAAUUAAAAUCAAAGUGAUAAUAGAUCAACGUCAAUGGUCUCAGGUAGGUCUUCAGAGACACCGGGAAGAGGUUUUAAUUAAAAUAUAAAUUCCCUAGUGAAAAAGUAAUUCAAAGAAGAUUCAUAGUAAUUUUCUAUUGUCAGUAUUAGCAAUGUUAACUCAACAGAUUAAAAGCCAAAAGUUGAUAUAUCUAGCACUGGUGGGUCCAAUAGUUAAUUUCUAAGCAAGUUGAGAUUUAAAAAAGUUUAAGGAAGAAAUUUGAAUGAAUAAUUUUCAUUACAGUAUAUUUCAGCCAAUUAAAGCUCUGUAGGAGCGGCUGUAGGAAAAAAUUAAUAUGUUAAUUAAGGCAUGACUAAUAGUAGCAAUUAGUCAUAAAAUUCAUAUAUUAACAGCAAAAGAUAAUAAAUAUAAAGCAGUAAUACCAACAAUGAAGAUGGGAAUAAUAGUAAAAAUUUGUUUAACACUCAGGACUAAGAUAUUUAGAUUUUAAAAAAUUCAAAGCUUUUUAACCAACAGAACAUUGGAAUAUCCAGAAACAUUAACAAUAGAAUACUAGCGUCAUCAUCUUCUAAUUCUUAAUAAACUUAUCCCAAUAUAUCAUAAUCUCCUGCUUAUAGAAGUGGAUAGUCUGUAUCUGGAGGGUCAAUUAUCUAAAAGAUAAAUUUUGCUGAAUAGCAGGUUCAAGAAAAUGAGAAGAUAUUUCAAGAGCAGUCAUUCUCAUUCAAAUCUAGUUAGUAGCAGCAACAAGAUGCACCAAAAUAACUCUCUAGAUAAAAAUCUGGUCAGUUUUAUAAUUAAAUACAUCUCAAACAAGAUUCUAAAGCUUAAGCAAAUAUCUAUUCAUCAAGAAAUGAGAAAUUGCAAAAAAAUUAUUUUUCAACUUAACAGGAUCAUAAAAAUAGAGACAUUUAAAAUAGUAACUCUAAUAAAAACUACUUUAACCAAAGAGGUAAUUCUCAUGCAAUAAUUUAAGACUAUGAAAUGGUAAAUGAUUAGGAAGAGUAAUAAAGUUCAUCUGAUCAAAAUUAAAUGAUAACUCAGGAAUAAUAUGAAUAACAAAAACUUCUAAUCUUAUAAUAGCUGCAUUAAAACUAGAUGGAAUCAAUUCCAAGAACUAAAACAUAGAGCAUAGAUUUGUCAUAUAUUGAGAAGUCAACUCCCUACUUAAGAGAUAUCACUCUUUCUGAGACUUAUAUAGCGAAAGUAGGUGAGACCACGAAUGAAGAUUUCAAGGAUAUUUUGACAAUGAUAAAUGAUAAUAACAAAUGA
Stylonychia lemnae is the source of this 1899-nucleotide messenger RNA. The record is from the annotation of a GenBank genome assembly. NCBI's taxonomy places the organism in Eukaryota, Ciliophora, Spirotrichea, Sporadotrichida, Oxytrichidae.